Messenger RNA from Caenorhabditis briggsae, 921 nucleotides. Bases 1 to 921 code for a protein of 306 amino acids. The record is from RefSeq and is a predicted model, not a curated record. NCBI's taxonomy places the organism in Eukaryota, Metazoa, Nematoda, Chromadorea, Rhabditida, Rhabditidae. The transcript is spliced from 5 exons.
AUGGACCACAUGCAAAGAACGUUCGAUAUCGUUGAAGACAAGCUGGACCCUCUUGGGAAUGCUGGAGUGACUGAGAAGAAAUGUGACAAAUGUGGUUGUGGCGACAAAUGCACUUGUUUGAAUUGUGAUUGUAAGAAAGGCAGCAAAAAAUGUUGUGACCCGAAACGAGAUGAGGAGCCUGUUGAUAAAAGAUUGAUGCUACCACCUAUCAAAAAAAACACAAGAUGUGCUCACUGCCCCCUUCUCUCUCUCUCUCUAUUUUCUAUCUCUCUCUCUCUCUCUCUCUCUCUCUCUCUCUCUCUCUCUCUCUCUCUCUCUCUCUCUCUCUCUGUUGACAACUAUUUCGAGACAUGUGAGGAAACCCAAUGGCUAAAAGAAGACUCCAGAGCCUCCGGGCGUUUUUUGAUGUGUUACUUGCUACGACAUUUUGUUUAUGGUCCUGGUGUCGGUAUAAAAGACACCGAUCGGUGUUCAGAAUCUUCUCUCUUCUCUGUGUUUUUUUUUCACUAUGUCAAACUUGUUCCAAAAUUCCCAAAAAGAAUGAUGAGCAAAAUGCAAGAGGAUCUUGUCCAUAUGGGCCCGAAAAUCGAUCCAAUUGCCAAUGCGAGUGCAAGUACCACUGAACGAUUGGAGAACCAAAGUCAUCAAGUCGCCAGAGCAUUCAAUGAUAAAUUUUCACAUAACGGAGAGCCGGGUCUUCAUCGUACCGAAGGAUUUUACUGUAAAAAUGUCAAAUGUGGAGAUGGAAAAUGCGGUGAUAAGGAACCGGAAAGAGAGCAGAGAAGAGAUUCGGAUGUGAAUAAUAAGGAGAUAUUCAGCCUUGUUGAUGCUCAUUUUAAAGCUGGCAACAAGACAAAUUAUAACAGGAAUCGAGAUAAAUCGGCUCAAAGUUUUUCAGAUGAUUUAAUUCUUACCUUUUAA